Messenger RNA from Myotis brandtii (Brandt's bat), 651 nucleotides. RefSeq names its product interleukin 36, beta (gene IL36B). Gene Ontology annotation, biological process: cytokine-mediated signaling pathway; positive regulation of gene expression; positive regulation of T cell differentiation. The transcript is spliced from 3 exons. Lineage: Eukaryota; Metazoa; Chordata; Mammalia; Chiroptera; Vespertilionidae. The annotation marks the transcript as partial. The record is from RefSeq and is a predicted model, not a curated record. Gene Ontology annotation, molecular function: cytokine activity; interleukin-1 receptor binding.
GGGUGGGAUAUCCAGGAACCUAUACUAUUCGUGAUCGUCAACAGAUGGUGUGGGUGCUGGAGGGAGAGUCUUUAAUCGCAGUUCCUUCUAGCAACAAUGUCAAACCUGGAUUCAGUAAGGAAAGCAUAAUGAAACUGUACGAGGAGAAGAAGGCGCAGAAGUCCUUUGUCUUUCUGCGCGGCAUAGAGGGCUCCACCUCCUCCUUCCAGUCUGUCGCCUGCCUCGGCUGGUUCAUAGCCACUUCCUCACAGGUGGGACAGCCUGUCACCCUCACCAACGACAGGGGCAAAACUUACAACACCAACUUCUAUUUCAGUUCUUUGUAGCCUGGGCUGUGGGUGGCUGAUUCUUGGACAGAGAACUUCUAGGUCAUGGUAAGAGAGACCACCGAGCAGUGAUGUCCAUCCACAGUCCACCUCAUGCUCAGCACCCAAUGCCACCUCCUCUAGACAUGCACUGGCACACCACGGCUCCCACUGGAAUGUCGUUCCAGUAUCAAACCUGAGAGUCACUUUUUAUUGUUUCCUGAUCUUGUCCUAUUAUCCACUUUGCUGUCAAAUCUAGUUAAGUCCACAUCCCAAAUGCUCCUUGUACACAACCAUCUCCUAUUCCUCCCACCAACCCAUGGCCUAGAGAUGUGAAUUGCAAACA